UGCAUCGAUUGGAACCGCGACCUGCUCAAGCAUGAGCUGGGGCUGAGUGAACAGGACAUCAUUGACAUCCCCCAGCUCUUUAUCCUGCGAGGUUCCCGUGCAGAAGCUCUCUUCCCAGACAUGGUGAACAUGUUGGUGCUGGGCAGACACCUGGGCAUCCCCAAGCCCUUCGGGCCGCUGGUGGCUGGGCAGUGCUGCCUGGAGGAGCGGGUGAGGGCACUGCUGCAGCCCCUGGGGCUCUCCUGCACCUUCAUCAACGACUUCUUCUCCUACCAUGUCCUUUCUGGAGAUGUGCACUGCGGCACCAAUGUCCGCCGCAAGCCCUUGGCUGUCAAAUGGUGGCACGUGGUGCCCUAAGUGCCCAGGAAGGGUCUCUGGUCCUUCCCAAUGGAGGAUUUGGAGCAUCUCAAAAUAAAGCAUUUUGGCAAUACGA
Molecule: messenger RNA, 433 nt
Organism: Meleagris gallopavo (turkey)
Lineage: Eukaryota; Metazoa; Chordata; Aves; Galliformes; Phasianidae
Source: RefSeq, a predicted model, not a curated record